Molecule: messenger RNA, 2778 nt
Organism: Fonsecaea erecta
Lineage: Eukaryota; Fungi; Ascomycota; Eurotiomycetes; Chaetothyriales; Herpotrichiellaceae
Exons: 4
Coding region: 1-2778 (925 amino acids)
Biological process (GO): signal transduction; regulation of GTPase activity
Cellular component (GO): cytoplasm
Source: RefSeq, a predicted model, not a curated record
AUGGCUGCCGCAGUCGCGCCAAAUGCGCCCAUGAAUGGCGCCCCUCAACCGGCGACACCGCAACCCUCGCGAGAAAAUGAACAGCCUCUGCCUCCCAUUCCCACGGCGGAGGGUGCAGGAGAACAAUUGGAUCCAGCGGCCAGAGACAGAGUGCAACAUGUCCUCUCUUCAGAUAUUGGCAUGAGCACAUUGCUUCAACGAUUGAAACAAAGCAUUGGCUCCACCAAAGACUUUGCGGCAUUCCUGAAAGAAAGAGCGGUUCUAGAAGAGAAACACGCACAGGGCAUGAAGAGACUGAGUCGGAGCACGCACGAGUCGAUAGGAAGACCUGACAGCAGACAAGGGACUUUCGCUCAAAACUUCAAGGAGAUGACCAGCAUUCACGAGCGAAUGGCCGAGCAUGCCCUGCAAUAUGUCGUGACCCUGUACGCCAUGUCGGAGGAACUGCACGAGCUGGCGACCAAUUCCGAAAGGGCGCGGAAACAUUGGAAGCAGACUGGCAUGAACGCCGAAAAACGGGUGCAAGAGGCAGAAGCUGCCAUGGAGAAGGCCAAAUACCGAUACAACUCAUUGGCGGAACAGUACGACCGCGCCAGGACCGGGGAACGGCAGCCUGGCAAGUUUAGCUUAAAAAGAUCCGCUGCCCAGCUAGAGGAAGAGCUACAACACAAACUCGAGGCCGCCGAUGUUGAUUAUUCCGCCAAGGUUGAGGCUGCCCAAAAUCUGCGAAACGAGUUGCUGAGCACCUCGAGACCGCAAACGGUGCAUGCGCUCUCGGAACUCAUCAGGGAGACCGAUGCGGGACUGAGUCUGCAUGUGCAGAAAUUCGCCGAUCUCAGUGAGAAGCUGCUGGUGGGCUUUGGACUAUGCAUUGCGCCCGUCAAAGGGCCGUCACCGAUCCCCGGUCAAGGCACUAAGAGUCUGCGAGAACUGGCCUCGGGCGUCAAUAACGAGAAGGACUUGGCCGACUUCGUGCUUGGGUUUAGCAAUAAAGCCCCAAUGAGACCUAACGAGAUCAGGUAUGAACAACAUCCCUCGCUCUCGCCCAAACAACAGCAGCCUGGCUUCACCGAUCAGUAUUACAAUCAAGAUCCUUAUGCUCCAACUCAGGGGAGGCAAGUAUCGGGAGUCACUCCUUACCCUGGCGAGCAGUAUUAUGAUGAUGGCUCUCAGUCCCAGUAUUAUCAGGGAAAUCAGACGCCUGGACAAGUCCCUCAGCAGCAGCAACAACAACAACCACCGCAGCAACAGCAGCAGCAGCAGAUGGGUGCGCCCCAGGGUGCUCAAGGCCCUGUUCAAAGGCCACCGGGUCCUGGACAACCUCUCCAGAAUAAUCCCGCUGCUGGCACUCAGCCGCCCGUCGGUCAGGCUCCCGGGGCAGCGCCGGGUCAUGUCCGGACCGUGUCUCAGGGGCAGCCGCCUCCCAGUCAGCAACAAAUGAACCAACAGCAGCAGGCUCCAGGAAUGCAGCAAAACGGCCAACCAGGCCAAAUGGGCCCGCAAGGUCAAGGUGCGCCGCCUCAGCAAGGGAUGGGCCGAGGACAACCACCCCAGGGCAUGGGACGGGGUCAACCCCCGCAAGGCAUGGGUCGUGGGCAAGCACCACCAGGGGCAGUAGGACGGGGUCAGCCACCUCAGGGUGGAUCUGGUCCGGGCGCCGCACCACCAGGCGCCAUGGGACGCGGUCAACCACCUCAGGGAGCACCUGGCCCAGGCCAACCACCACAAGGGGCAAUGGGCCGAGGACAACCGCCUCAAGGAGCACCAGGUCCAGGUCAACCACCACAAGGGGCAAUGGGAAGAGGCCAAGCGCCGCCAAACGGUGCUGGCCGGGGCCAGCCACCUCAAGGCGCCAUGGGACGCGGACAACCUCCCCCGAACGGAAUGGGACGGGGAGCACCACCAGGAGCAGCCGGCCGCGGUCAACCACCACCAGGAGCCAUGGGCCGAGGACAGCCGCCGCAAAAUGGCGGUCCUGCUCCAGCCGGCGCGCAACAACCUGGUCCUCCUCAGGGAGCCGGUCGUGGAGCCGCUGGCCCAGGACCAAACGGACCUCAGAACGGUGCACCUCGCCCCGCUCCUGCCGGUGGCGUCAACGUCCUGCCCUCAAGAGCCCAAGUAGCUCCAAGACCAGGCCCUCCCAUUCGACCGGUUUUCGGAGUGUCCUUGGACGAGCUCUUCCAACGAGAAGGAUCCGCCGUGCCAACCAUUGUCAUGCAGUGCACUAAAGCCGUCGAGAUAUUUGGGUUGGACGUCGAAGGCAUCUACAGGACUUCUGGACCGACGAACUGGAUUAUGGAGUUACGACAGCAAUUCGAUCACGAUGCCAACGCAGUCGACCUCCGCAACCCGGCGGCUUUCCACGAGGAUAUCGCUUCUGUGACCACACUGCUCAAGCAUUUCCUUCGUGACCUUCCAGAUCCGUUGCUCACGGCAGCACAGUACCGAGAUUUCAUUCAAGCCGCGAAGAUAGAGGACGAGAUUGUGCGCAGAGACUCAAUCCAUGCCCUGGUCAAUGCUCUGCCUGAUCCCAACUAUGCGACUCUCCGAAUCUUGGCGAUUCAUUUGCACAAAGUCGCACAGCACAGCGCCAGGAACAAGAUGACCAACAGCAAUCUCGCCAUCGUGUUCGCUCCGACACUGAUGGGGCAGCAAGGCGGCGUGAAUGGGAAUGGAGCCGGAGGGGCAGACAUCGCCGACGCGGGAUGGCAGGCGAAGGUCGUGGAGACGAUCCUCAACAACACCUUCCAGAUCUUUGAUGACGACGAGACCGCGUAG